AUUAAUUUCCAGCUCAGUGGAAUCUUUCAGAACUCCAACAUCAGCCAACUCUACGCACGGAUCUCUGGGAUUGUUAGCGAUACUUUAGUGAACAUGUGAGAGACUGACUGUUUUGAAAAUCACAAAAAAGCUCUUAUUUAUUUUUUUUAAUUUUACGGAUUUCGUAUUAACGAAAUAUUAAUAAUUAGAAAUGAAGACUGUGGAGAUUCAUCCAGUGCAUACAACCUAUCAUACAAUUACAGCAGGGGCUGUGGCAGGGAUCUGCAUUGGGUCCAUCGUGUUUCUUAUCGGAAUAAGCAUCAUAGCGUACAGGUGCUAUCAAAGGAGACGAGCAAGGAACGUACAAACAAGACUGUCUUACGCUAUAAAGAAGGGACUCAAAGAAUCGACAAAUGGACGCAGGACUAGUUCGUCAGUCAAAAGCACGCCACUGAAACAACAUAGAGCAACUAGUCCAAUAUUACCACCACAAGAUAGCAUACUGGAUCGUUCGUCCGACCAAGGGUAUAAUAUGCCUCCAGAGAACGGCCAAAGAUCAUCAUAUCCUGAUCAAGCGUUUUGUGAAAAUGAAAAAGAGGCUGUUACUACGCCGAGCGAGAAGGAUGUGAGUCAACGUGAGAAGCAAAUUGACGAGAAACAGAGACUUGGAAUGUUAUACUUUUCUGUGGAGUAUGACGAACACAAUACGGCCCUUCUCGUUACAAUUGUCCGAGCGAGCGACUUACCACCACGAGAUCCCAGCUUAGGAGGGUGCGACCCGUAUAUAAAGCUACAACUUCUGCCGGACAAGAAACACAAAUGUAAAACUAGAGUACUGCGUAAAACCCAACACCCUUCUUAUGAUGAGACUUUUACUUUCUAUGGUAUCAGCAAGAAUCAAAUUCCGGGAAUCACUCUUCACUUUGUUAUCUUGAGUUUUGACCGAUUUUCCCGCGAUGAAAUCAUCGGAGAAGUGGUGUAUCCCCUGACAGAUGUCAGCGCAGACCAAAAAGAGCUUUUGCUUUUCAAAGAAAUAAAUCCAAGACACUUGAAGUUCAGAGCCCAAGGUCGUGGGGAGCUGUUGGUCUCUCUGUGUUACCAGCCGGCCGCUAACAGACUGACCGUGGUGGUCCUCAAAGCCCGGAAUCUGCCAAAGAUGGACAUCACAGGACUUUCAGAUCCUAUUGUAAAAAUAUAUUUGCUGUACAAUAAUCAGAGAAUUGCCAAAAAGAAGACGCACGUCAAAAAACGAACUCUGAAUCCAGUGUUCAACGAGUCGUUUCUUUUUGACAUUCCCUAUAACGAGGGCUUACAGAACAUCAGCAUGGAAUUCCUCGUCAUGGACUGGGACAGAAUGACCAAAAACGAAGUGAUAGGUCGACUGGAGAUCGGCGGAAAGAGUUCCGGUCAGGAAUUACAUCAUUGGAACGAGGUCAUGAACUGUCCAAGGAAGCAAAUUGCAGAGUGGCAUAAAUUAAGGGAAUGAAACAUAAUAGCAUGUAAAAGGGAAUUGAAACAGAAUAGAGUGAAAUUAGGGAAAGGUUCAAAAUUGAAUUGAAUAAACUCAAAAGACCAAAGAUAAACGUUGUUUUAUUUGUUAUGAUAACCAAUAUUAAAACUGCCAUUAUUUAAAAUAAUGUCUGAGUAAGUUAACAUGAUGUAUAUAUACCAUUUUUGUAAAACAAAUAUUUGGAAGUUGUUUCUAUUAAAAUAGAACUUGAAAUUCGCAGAUUUAGAUAAGAUGGUCAGGUAAUUAAUGUAUAAAUGAAACAGAGCUAUGUAUUUAAGGAAUGAAUUCAAUAUUUAUUAGUUUUAUACGAUAUAAAAUGGUUUGGGGCAGUUUACACUUUAUAAACCGCGAAACGGUUUAUAAAAAAGCGUAAACUGUUCCAAACCAUUUUAUAUCGUAUAAAACUAAUAAAUAUUGAAUUCAUUCCUUAUAAUUUAAUUUAUUUGCUAUCAAUUGUUGAUAAAAACAGUCAUUUGAUAUAUAAAAUGACAUCAUAUUGUACAAAGUUCAAACGUAACGUCAGGCGGAUUGAUACGUUUUUGACGUAAGUCUUACUAUGACGUAGGCAACAUUCUUUAUACGAUAUAAAAUAAAUUUUUCAACCAAUCAGAAAGGGUGUUACAACCAGAAUUAAAUUAUUCAAACUUAAAAGGCAGAAAACCAGUCAAAAAUUCCAUCUACUACAAUGAAAUUUUUUAAAUUGAGCGGCAUAUUAAUUACUUGUUUCUUUUUUAUUGGUGAAACCUAUGAACACAAUAUGCAAACAUAAAUACAAACACCACAAUUCACUGCAGAUAAAAGGACAAGUAUAAACGUUUUGAAUAUGUUUAUUUUGACCCUUGUGUAACUUCAAUGGUUUUUAUUAUGUGCAAUUGGUGGAAUUGGUGGAAUUUUGGGCAAAUCCGAUGCAGUAAGUUUUUAGUUAUUAAGAAAAUUAAGGUUUUCGUUCGUGAAGUAUCUACAUAAAAACAUAUGAUAAAGCGACGCAAAACAAUCAGAUUUAAUGUUUGUAUAUCGUUUAUCAGUAUUUUCGUAAAUGUAAAAAAUAAAAAUAAAACUUUGAGAUGCUUUG
Molecule: messenger RNA, 2561 nt
Organism: Magallana angulata
Lineage: Eukaryota; Metazoa; Mollusca; Bivalvia; Ostreida; Ostreidae
Product: synaptotagmin-4-like
Exons: 4
Coding region: 191-1465 (424 amino acids)
Biological process (GO): regulation of dopamine secretion; regulation of calcium ion-dependent exocytosis; vesicle fusion
Cellular component (GO): synapse; membrane; axon
Molecular function (GO): clathrin binding; SNARE binding; calcium-dependent phospholipid binding
Source: RefSeq, a predicted model, not a curated record